CAUCGCUGUUAACAUUUUGAAGGAAGUCAAUAUCUGCUGUCUUAAAUAUGUUAAAAACAAUCGGAUUCUUUCUCGGAUUGCUAUUCUUUACUCAUUGCGCAUUCUCUGAGAGGAUUGUGAACACUGAUGGUGUAAGAAAUGCAUUAAAAGUAAGGUUUAAAAUAUUUAAAGAUGUACCAAGGAGUGAAGCAGAGGCGAUAGAAAUGAACUUUACAAAAAUAAGUGAUUGUGAAACUGAACAUUUUAGAGGGAAACAGUACAUGAGAUAUGGUGACCCUUUGAUUAUACCGCUCUUUGACGUCAACGGGUAUAUAGCCGGGCUUCAGACUGGAGUACCAGUAGGACUUGAUAAUAAUUACCCACCUGCAAUUAUGCAACCCCCAUUUAUUCAAGAUGGUGAUCUAUUUAAACUCACAGCCUACUUUGUAGACCCUUUAUUGAUAUGUAAGCGCGGCCGAUCCAAACAACAAUUUAUUCGCACUGGUACUGGUCAAGAUUUAUUCAUCCAAACGGGAAAAGAUCCGGAAACCGAUAUUCUUGAGAUUGACGAACACAUGACUGAGACAAAAUGGGUGCAAGGUCUUUGCUUCCCGCAAAUGGGCUACCAUUACUUCAAGGAAGUUUCUUUAGACAUGUCUUGUGAAACUUUUUUUCCCGUGGCAUUAUUGUAUUAUCAUGGGGAACUGCAAGGAUUCGUUUGGUCUUUGGGCGCGAUUUUGAAUUCAACAUUCGUAAGUUACGAAUACCCUGAACCAGAAUUUUUCCUCGAACUGUUGAAAGAAGUGCCAACUUGCCUGAAUACACUACGCAGGUCGACAAUGCACGUGUAUUUCAAAGAUAAUAUCGAUACCUUUACCUGCAAGGCUCCACCUGCCAAGGAAUCCCCGUGCACCAGUGAUUCUGCGUUUCCAGUACUAGAGAAGAUAUUGAUAGUGUGGUUCUCCAUUUUUAUGUUGAUAAAAAUGACUUAUUGAACUAAAACCGAACUUUAUAACUACUGUAUACUUUAAAUUUUAUCUGGAAUAUAUAUUGUUUUUUUUUGCACAUCAUUAGUUUUAAAAAGACUGGUUUAAGGACUGAUAAAUAUGGAAAUUCAGCAAGUUAGGUUUCAAUUUAUUAAUGGAGGGAUUUAAAUAAAAUGUUUUGAAUUUUGACCGUAACGGAAUUCAAUUGAUAUAUGACGACGGUGAUUAAAGAUGUAUUUCAGGAUUUUAACUACAUGUACAUGUAUAUGCAUCAGUAGAUGUAAGAGGUACAAGUCAAUGUAUUUGUUAAUCGACUUAUGAUAUGUUUUUCAUACAUUAAACAUCACUUCAUCUUAAUAGAUUUCAGUGUAAAUAAUGAUGUUAUUUUUUCUUUACUUGCACUUUUGACGCUAUCACUCGUUUAUGCAAUGCUGUUUGAUUUAUAUCAUAUUAUGCAACAUAAAUUAAGUGUCUUCUGUCAUACUUUUUCAUAUUUUCAAACAGCUGGUUAAUAAAAAAUAAAUG
Messenger RNA from Ruditapes philippinarum (Manila clam), 1490 nucleotides. RefSeq lists its product as uncharacterized. The record is from RefSeq and is a predicted model, not a curated record. The coding region runs from base 48 to 974 and encodes 308 amino acids. NCBI's taxonomy places the organism in Eukaryota, Metazoa, Mollusca, Bivalvia, Venerida, Veneridae. The transcript has a single exon.